AGGUGAAAAAGAUGUUGAAAGCUCUCUCUAUAUGACAGGCACACACAGGCAUCUGCUUCCUUUAAACAGUUUAUGAAGUUUCUUCACUACUUUAUAAUAACUCUCUCUUCCUCUCACUUACUCCUUCCAUAGAAGUAAAACUCUUCACUAAACCCAUUCUCUGUUCUUCUCUCCUCAUACUUGUUAACAUAAUCUAACCAUCUCUUAGUUUAGCUUGGAACAUGGACCAAAGCAAUGCUCUUCUUAGCUGGGCUUACUUCUCUCAGGGAAAGACAACGGAAGAGUUAAGACAGACUCUUGUGUACACGACACUGGAGCUAGAACAAACGAAGCUGGUGGCUCAAGAGGAACUAAGGAAGAGAGAUGAACAACUGAUCCAACUUGAAGAUGUUUUAACCAAAACCCUCAAAGAAAGAGACGAAGCUCUUGAGAAAUGUCAUCACCUCCUCAUCAACAAUCUCUUACUUCAACAGAAACAGCAGCAGAAUCAGAAGAAACAGGAACACAUCACUCCUCCUUUAUCUGGAGCUUCAAGCAUUAUUGAAGACGAGCAAGUUCAGCCGCAGCCUCAGCUUAACUCUAACAAGAGCUUUUCGUCUUCUGACACCGAAGAAAGCAUCAUGUCACCAUCAGUGAUCGAUCCGGUGAUGAUGAACCAACAGAUUGAAGUGUCAGGAGAUGAGAUGAUGGCUACAUUGUUGCCUGAAAAGCCACUUCCUGAAAAGGGGAAACUCUUACAAGCUGUUAUCAAGGCAGGUCCGUUGCUUCAGACACUUCUCUUAGCUGGUCCUCUGCCUCAAUGGCGCCACCCGCCUCCUCCACUUGAGACCUCUGAGAUCCCUCCAGUCACCGUCCCACCACCGCAGUUUCAGAACAGUGGUUGUGGCAACUCCAACAAGAAAAGGGCAUUCUCCUCAAUCUCAGAUGAAACUUACUCAGAAACUAAGUAUCAGAAAGUUCUUCUCCAUUAACUCAGACAUUACGCCGGGCCGAGCUUGCUACUGAUCUUUUUCUCCUUACUCAACAAAGUACUAAUAUAUAGUCUUCUAAUAUACAAUAUACAGAUCAGUAUUAGUCUCACUUACGGUUUCUAGUGAGAGUGAUCUUUUUUAGUCAGUUUGUUGUAGAUAGAGCUUGAUUUUGAAUUUGUGGAGAGUGAAUCUGAUCCAUUUAGGGUUUAGAUUUAGAGAGUGAUGGGAAUGAAACUCCCCCUGGUUUAACAACUCAAAACUUAAACAUGAGUUUUUUUACCAAGUGUGAGAGUUUUGCUAUUUGCAUUUCUUUGGUUUUGCUUAUUGAUUUUUUUGUUUUGUUUCCUAAACCCAAUUUCACAUCCAUGUUUUGGCUCCACGAAUGUAUUGGGAUGUUUUGUUUUUCCAUUUGUUAUCAUCUAUGUUCAUUUCCCUUGGUGUAGAAUACUAAAGAUCUAAUGGAAAUGUGAUUGUGUUUUAGUGAACCAA
Camelina sativa (false flax) is the source of this 1460-nucleotide messenger RNA. RefSeq lists its product as uncharacterized. NCBI's taxonomy places the organism in Eukaryota, Viridiplantae, Streptophyta, Magnoliopsida, Brassicales, Brassicaceae. The record is from RefSeq and is a predicted model, not a curated record.